This is a messenger RNA of Dermatophagoides pteronyssinus (European house dust mite), 2022 nucleotides long. RefSeq names its product Ras-related GTP binding C/D (gene RagC-D). Gene Ontology annotation, biological process: negative regulation of autophagy; cellular response to starvation; positive regulation of TORC1 signaling. NCBI's taxonomy places the organism in Eukaryota, Metazoa, Arthropoda, Arachnida, Sarcoptiformes, Pyroglyphidae. Gene Ontology annotation, cellular component: Gtr1-Gtr2 GTPase complex; lysosome; nucleus. Gene Ontology annotation, molecular function: GTP binding; GTPase activity. The record is from RefSeq and is a predicted model, not a curated record.
AUGUUUUCAAUAGAAAAAAAAUUAUUCGAAUGGUGAUUUUUUUCUUCUCUCCAAUAAAUCAUCUUGCGUCAUAAUUUUGGAUCGAUCUUUUGAUUGUUAUCGCAAGAUCAAAGAAUCAUCUGUGUUAAUAUCACCACCCACCAAUAACAAUUCAUUGAUUAAUUAAUCUCAAACCUUAUUUAUUUUAUUCAACAAUGGAUUCAUAUAGAGAAAGCUAUAUGGUUCCGGAAUCAUUCCCCAAAUCGUACAAUUAUCCAAACGAAGAGGAGAAUGAUCAUCAUACUCAUUCCCAUCAUAUACCACAUCAUUCAAACAAUGAAAUUGAUGUCAUGCGUCAUAUUACCGAUGAUAUCAAGCCGAAAAUUAUGAUCAUGGGCCCAAAGAGAAGCGGAAAAUCAUCCAUACAGAAGGUCGUUUUCCACAAAAUGUCACCAAAUGAGACACUUUUCUUGGAGAGUACAAAUAAGAUCGUCAAAGAUGAUAUAACAAACAAUUCAUUCAUUUCAUUUUCUAUCUGGGACUUUCCUGGCCAACUUGACGAUCGUGAACUUGAAUUUGAUAAUAACUCUAGUUGUGGUGCUCUUGUAUUCGUCAUCGAUUCACAAGAUGAUUAUGGUGAAGCGCUCGUUCAUCUGAAUCAAAUUGUUCGCAAAGCCCAUCAGGUGAAUCCUAAUAUCAAUUUCGAAGUGUUUAUACAUAAAGUAGAUGGACUAUCCGACGAUCAUAAAAUAGAAGCUCGUCAAGAAAUUCAUCAACGUGCCACUGAAGAUCUACUAGAAAGUGGUGAAGAUAUUUCGCUGAGCUUUUAUCUAACUUCAAUCUAUGACCAUUCAAUUUUUGAAGCUUUCUCCAAAGUCGUACAAAAGUUAAUACCUCAAAUGCCUAUACUCGAAAAUUUGCUAAAUGUUUUUAUCUCGAAUUCUGGUAUUGAAAAGGCGUUUCUCUUCGAUGUAGUGUCAAAAAUAUUUAUUGCAACUGAUUCAUCUCCUGUCGAUAUGCAAUCAUAUGAACUUUGUUGUGAUAUGAUCGAUGUUGUAAUCGACAUUUCUUGUAUCUAUGGGUAGGUUCAAUUCAUUAUCAUAACAGAACGUAUUUUUAUAUUGCUAUUCAUAUUCGUUUCAUAUAGAAUAAAUGAGGAUGGCGAAGGUAGUACAUUCGAUCAAUGUUCGUCUUCGUCGAUCCGUCUUAAUUCGGGUACAGUACUUUAUUUGCGUGAGGUUAACAAAUUUUUGGCAUUGGUUUGCAUCUUACGUGAGGAAAAUUUUACCAAACAAGGAUUGAUCGAUUAUAAUUUUCAAUGUUUUCGACAAUCAAUUCAGGAUGUCUUUUUUUAUCGUAUUAGCGAAUCACGAUUGUCUCAGAAUAAUAACAAUAGUGUUAUAGAAACACCAUACGGGUCAUCUAACGCUCAAGGUAUUGAUCAUGAUCAUCACCAAUUGAUGAUCAAUAAUCUAGAACCAGAUUUGGAUAGUUUGGAGAAUGAAAUGCUCGGUGACAAGCGAACAUCGACACCAAUCAAUAGAUUAACGCCCAGUUCAUCACCAGCAACAAUAGCAACGCACUUUAAGCCAAGCAACACUAAUCAUCAUCAUCCAGGUCGAAAAAUAGCCAUCCUCCCUUCGACUACAAUCCCAUCUUCAUUGCCCAAUCAUCAACCUAAUAUGAAUAAUUUGGUAACGACGACAACAUCGAUGAACAUGUCAGGCAAAUCCAAUACUAACAAAAUGCAUCAUUCUCCCAAUGUUUUUACUAAUUACACGACGAAUGGUCCAUUAGAACGGCGAUUUGUUUGAAUGCUGUUAUUCGAUCAAACUUAUGUAUCAAAUGCUUAUGUUUGAUUCGCACAAACAUGAGCAAAUUGUUUUUUGGUUUUUUUAAAUUUAUCAUUGUUUUUUAUAUAUAUGGCAAGAUGUGGAAAUGAAUACACACUACAAAAUGAUUCCAUUUUAAAUCGAUCAAAAGAUCGAUAAGUUUAAUAAUUAAUAAUAAGAAAUUCAAAAUAAAUUUUAUUUUUUUUGUUUC